CUGUCCGGCCCUGCCGGGCCGUGCCGAAGCCACCCAGGCCGCGCAGCCGGCGCUUUCAUGCCCCAGGACGCAGCUGCGUCGGCGCGGCUGACCCGGAGCGGCGGCGGCGCUAGGAAAGAGAACAGCAGCCAUGAUAGAAGACAAAGGUCCAAGAGUGACAGACUACUUUGUUGUGGCAGGUCUCACCGAUACAUCCACUCUUUUGGAUCAAGAAAUAAAUCGUUUAGAUACUAAGUCAACUGGACCUAAGGCUCCAAUUACAGACAUUGCUGUUAUCAUCAAAUCUGCUGGAGAAACAGUACCUGAAGGUUAUACCUGUAUUGAAGCCACUCCAUCAGCACUUCAAGCAAACUUGAAUUAUGGAAGUCUGAAAAGCCCAGAGCUUUUCCUAUGUUAUAAGAGAGGGAGAGAUAAACCACCCCUUACAGAUAUUGGAGUGUUAUAUGAUGGGAAAGAAAGGAUUAUUCCAGGCUGUGAAGUGAUCUACGCCACGCCCUUUGGUCGCUGUGCCAAUGUCAACAACAGUUCAACCAGUUCACAAAGAAUCUUUAUUACCUUUAGGAGGGCUCCUCCAGUUCGACCCCAGAACUCCUUGGCUGUAACUGAUAUCUGUGUAAUUAUAACCAGCAAAGGAGAAACUCCUCCUCAUACCUUCUGCAAAGUUGACAAAAACUUAAAUUGCGGCAUGUGGGGUUCCAGUGUGUUUCUAUGUUAUAAGAAGUCUGUGCCUGCUUCAAAUGCAAUAGCAUAUAAAGCUGGUUUAAUUUUUCGGUAUCCAGAAGAUGACUAUGAGUCCUUUCCACUCUCAGAAUCUGUGCCUCUCUUCUGCCUGCCUAUGGGAGCCACCAUUGAAUGUUGGGAUCCUCAAACCAAAUACCCACUUCCAGUUUUUUCAACUUUUGUCCUGACAGGUUCUUCAGCUGAAAAGGUAUAUGGAGCUGCCAUCCAGUUUUAUGAACCUUAUUCUCGGGAACUUCUAACAGAGAAACAGCUUAUGCAACUGGGCCUGUUGACACCUGUGGAGAGAAAAAUGGUCUUCAAAUCCAUCAAUUCAAACAAAUGCAUUUGUUUACUUUCACACUGGCCUUUUUUUGACGCUUUUAGAAAAUUUCUUAUGUUUAUUUACAAACUUUCCGUGUCUGGACCACAUCCUCUUCCCAUUGAAAAGCACAUUUCACAUUUUAUGCAAAACAUCCCUUUUCCUUCACCACAAAGACCAAGAAUCCUUGUACAGCUGUCAGUCCAUGAUGCAUUAAUAUUAUCACAGCCAGUUUCUACACCUUUACCACUAAGCGGAGCCAAUUUUAGCACCUUGCUGAUGAAUCUGGGUCCUGAGAAUUGUGCAACACUGCUGCUCUUGGUUUUACUUGAGAAUAAGAUUCUACUGCAUUCUCUUAGGCCAGCUGUCUUGACUGGGGUAGCUGAAGCUGUUGUUGCUAUGAUCUUUCCAUUUCAGUGGCAGUGCCCAUACAUCCCCCUUUGUCCUCUUUCCCUGGCCGCAGUGCUCAGUGCACCUGUACCGUUUAUAGUUGGAGUUGAUUCACGAUAUUUUGAUCUUCAUGACCCACCACCAGAUGUUGUUUGCAUUGACUUGGAUACAAACAUGUUAUAUGUAUCAGAUGAAAAGAAGAACAUGAACUGGAAGCAGCUUCCCAAAAAGCCAUGCAAAAAUCUACUUGGCACCUUAAGGAAAUUGUAUCCCCAGAUAUGCUCAGUACACCGAAAAACUCCAGAAGGGUCAGCGAUUGAGAUGACUCCAAUUGAAGCAGAUUUUUCCUGGCAAAAAAAGAUGACACAAUUUGAGAUGGAAACUCAAGAGGCAUUUUUGCGGUUUAUGGCAUCUAUUUUAAAAGGUUAUAGAACAUACCUUAGACCAAUCACAGAGGCUCCUUCAAAUAAAGCCACAGCUGUGGAUUCAUUAUUUGAUCGACAGGGAUUUUUAAAAAGUCGAGAUCGUGCCUAUACAAAAUUCUAUACCCUUUUAUCCAAAACACAGAUUUUUAUUCGUUUCAUUGAAGAAUGCAGUUUUGUAAGUGAUAAAGAUACUGGAUUGGCAUUUUUUGAUGACUGUAUAGAGAAGUUGUUUCCUGAUAAAGGCAUGGAGAAAACAGAUAAGGUUGAUUUGGAUUCAGCAGAAGACACCAAGUUGAUAGAACUAGAUGACUCACAGAAAAGUGAGCACACUGUGUUUAUAAUGCCACCUGAGCCACCUCCUGAUGAUGGAAAGGACCUGUCACCAAAGUUCAGUUACACAUACUUUCCAAGACUGGACCUUAAGCUUUUUGACAGACCACAGGAGUUGAAAAUUUGUUUUAGUAGACACCCUACUGGGAAUAGUAUUACAAACAGUCCAGCUCUCAUGGCUAAAAGAACUAAACAGGAGAUAAAAACAGCUCAUAAAUUGGCGAAGAGAUGUUAUACAAAUCCACCACAAUGGGCCAAGUGUCUGUUCAGUCAUUGUUACAGUUUAUGGUUUAUUUGUCUCCCAGCCUAUGUUAGAGUUUCUCAUCUUAAGGUCAGAGCACUUCAACAGGCAUAUGAUGUACUUAUUAAGAUGAGGAAAAUAGAAGUGGAUCCACUAGAUGAGGUGUGCUAUCGAGUUGUAAUGCAGCUUUGUGGACUUUGGGGUUAUCCUGUUUUAGCAGUGAGAGUCUUAUUUGAAAUGAAAACUGCUAAAAUAAAGCCAAAUGCUAUUACUUAUGGUUAUUAUAAUAAGGUAGUUUUGGAGAGCCAAUGGCCUAGUAGUACCCGCAGUGGUAUCUUCUUAUGGACGAAAGUACGGAAUGUGGUACAUGGUUUGGCACAAUUUAGAAAGCCACUUAAAAAGACUUUGCAAAAGUUACAGGUCUCCUCAAUACCAGCGCCUCAGAAUGCCACAGGUGGAAGUGAUGGGGACGCGGUGAGCCAUGGUAGCAUGGAUAGUUCUAAUGAUGCUAACAAUGGGGAGCACACUGUCUUCGUCAGAGAUUUGAUCAGCCUUGAUUCCAUUGAUAAUCACUCUAGCACAGGUGGUCAUUCUGACCAAGGCUAUGGGUCUAAGGAUGAACUUAUAAAGGAGGAUGCAGAAAUUCACAUGCUUGAAGAACAAGUAGUACAAGAAUUACUAACUAAAACAAAAGUUCAAACAGAAGAGGUGCGUGAUGUAUGUGCUAUUGUAGCAAAACACUCACAACCUAGUCCAGAGCCUCAGAGUUCUACUGAACCCCUUGCAUGGGGCAGCAGUAUUGUGAAAGUCUCAUCUGGUAUAUUUGAUAUGCACAACAGGAAAAGUAGCAAUGGUAGUACAUCAAAUGUGCUAGUUUCUGCUCAAGAUCCAGUUGAAGAUGCAGUCUUUGAUGAAGUUACUAAUUUGAAGAAGAAUGGUGAUAGAGGAGAAAAAAGACAAAAGCAUUUUCCAGAGAGGAGUUGUAGUUUUAGUUCUGCAAGUAGAGCAGGAAUGUUACUUAAGAAGAGCAGUUUGGAUUUGAAUUCAAAUGAAAUGGCUAUCAUGAUGGGAGCAGAUGCCAAGAUUCUCACAGCAGCAUUGACAUAUCCUAAGACUAGUCAACUUCACAUCACAAGGACCCAUAGCUUUGAGAAUGUUAGCUGUCAUCUAGUGGAUACAAGGACUCAUGUGUCUGAAAGCACUUGGGAUUCGGAACAUAGAUCAUCUCCUGUGCUAGAGAUGCUUGAGGAAAGCCAAGAGCUCUUAGAACCUGCAGUUGAUGACAAUGUAGCUAAAACUACUACAAGAAAGGCUACCUGUGGCAAUCUGCAAAAUGAUAGUAACAGUAAUCAGUCCAGAGACUUGAAAGCAGGAUCCAAACAUCCAAUGAGUAAGAGAAGUAGUUCACAUGGUGUUGCUAAAGCCAUUGAGAGGGAAGAUGUUGAAACUGGACUAGAUCCUUUAUCUCUUUUAGCCACUGAAUGUAUAGAAGAAAAAACUCCUGAUUCUGAAGAUAAGAUGUUUUCUCCAGUUAUUUCACGUAAUCUGGCUGAUGAAAUUGAAAGUUACAUGAACUUAAAAAGUCCCCUGGGUAGUAAAUCUUCCAGUAUGGAAUUGCAUGGAGAGAGAAACAGAGAGUCUGGUACUACUACUACAUCUAUUCACCAUUUAGAAAGGAGAUCAAGCCUACCUUUAGAUUGUGGUUCACCAGCACAGGAAAACACAGAAAGUGAAAAGAGCCCCCCUGCAGUGUCCAGAUCUAAAACUUUUACAGGGCGUUCCAAGCAACAAACUCCCCGUCGAACUUCUAAAGAUCGUUCACCUUCUUUAUCAGCAUUGGUGCGUUCCUCACCACAUAGCUCACUGGGGUCUGUAGUAAAUUCGUUGUCAGGACUAAAGCUGGAUGGUAUACUCUCAGGACCCAAGAUAGAUGUCCUAAAAUCUGGUAUGAAACAAGCAGCAACAGUAGCCAGUAAGAUGUGGGUGGCUGUAGCAUCUGCCUACAGCUACUCAGAUGAUGAGGAAGAAAGCAGAGAUUACAACUUCCCUGCUGGCCUAGAAGAUCAUAUUUUGGGGGAGAAUGUAUCAUCUAACACAAGUAUCUCAGGGCUGGUUCCCAGUGAACUUACCCAGAGCAGCACAAGCCUUGGCAGUAGCAGCAGCAGUGGAGAUGUUGGAAAACUACAUCAUUCAACAGGUGAAGUUCCAUUUCCAAGAGGCAUAAAGGGGCAGGACUUUGAAAAAUCAGACCAUGGUUCUUCUCAAAAUACCAGUAUGUCUAGCAUCUAUCAGAAUUGUGCAAUGGAGGUUUUGAUGUCGAGUUGUUCACAAUGUAGAGCUUGUGGAGCUUUAGUUUAUGAUGAAGAAAUUAUGGCUGGAUGGACAGCAGAUGAUUCAAAUUUGAAUACAACCUGUCCAUUCUGUAAAAGCAACUUCUUGCCUCUUCUUAAUAUAGAAUUUAAAGACUUGAGAGGAUCUGCAAGCUUUUUCUUGAAGCCAAGUACCUCUGGUGACAGUUUACAGAGUGGCAGCUUGCCAUCGGCUAGUGAACCCUCAGAGCACAAACCUGUUUGUGGUUCAGCAGAACCUGACUUGAUCAACUUCAUGGAUUUCCAGAAACAUAACCAGGUCAUAAGUGAAGAAGCAAGCCAGGCGGUUGACUCAAGCGAUGAAAUAAAGAAAGCCAGUGGAGAUGUCCAAACUAUGAAAAUUUCAUCUGUGCCUAAUAGUCUAUCAAAACGAAAUGUAUCUUUGACUCGAAGUCACAGUGUUGGAGGCCCUUUGCAAAAUAUUGACUUCUCCCAAAGACCAUAUCAUGGCAUAUCAACAGUUAGUCUUCCAAACAGUCUGCAGGAAGCUGUGGACCCUUUAGGAAAAAGGCCCAAUCCUCCUCCUGUAUCUGUGCCGUAUUUGAGUCCUCUAGUGCUUCGUAAAGAACUUGAAUCUUUGUUAGAAAACGAAGGUGAUCAGGUAAUUCAUACAUCAUCUUUCAUCAAUCAACAUCCAAUCAUUUUCUGGAACCUCGUGUGGUACUUCAGACGUUUGGACCUUCCCAGUAACUUGCCAGGACUUAUCCUCACAUCUGAACAUUGUAACGAAGGUAUACAGCUUCCUCUAUCAUCUCUGUCUCAGGAUAGCAAACUUGUGUACAUUCAGCUGUUAUGGGAUAAUAUCAACCUUCACCAGGAACCAGGAGACCCUCUGUAUGUCUCAUGGAGGAAUUUUAAUUCUGAAAAGAAACCGUCUCUUCUGUCAGAGGAACUACAAGCAACAAGCACUUUAGUAGAAACAAUUAGGCAGAGCAUUCAGCAUAAUGAUGUUCUUAAACCGAUCAACCUGCUUGCCCAGCACAUGAAGCCAGAUACAAAAAGACACAGGAGUUUAUACAGAGAAAUCCUUUUCUUAUCACUAGUGUCUCUUGGAAGAGAAAACAUUGAUAUUGAGGCUUUUGACAACGAAUAUGAAGCUGCAUACAACAGUCUAUCUUCCGAGAUUCUGACAAAGUUACAGAAAAUUGAUUCUCCACCUAGUGUCAGUGUCGGGUGGUGCAGGAAAUGUUUUGGAGCACCUCUCAUUUAAAUCGAGAUUCAUUAGAAUUUUGGCACAGUGUUGGUAGAACACAUUCUGUUUUGGUAAAAACUGAAAGGAAGUAAAUUUUGGGCAAUAUUCAGUGAGUUGUAAUUUGUACUGAAUCAUCUCAAAAUGUAAAAUGCCUGGAGUUUAUUGAUGUAUGUUGCAGUUUCAAUUCCUGAACUGUUUCUCUGCCUUUACUGAAAAACUAUUUUUGGAUUUCACAGUAUUUGCAAUAGCUUAAGACAUUUGUUUAUAUUUGAAGAUACUGGGUUUGGGGAAUGGCGAAUUAAACUUGCCUAACCUCAAAACAAAUGUUUCAAUUAUAAGAGUAACUAUUUGUAUAUGACUAUAUGUGUGUGGGACUGUGUAGGUAUGUGUAUAAGUGUAUAUUUAUUAAAAUACUUAAGAUUGCGUGUUGCAAUAGUUUCUGAAAGGGUUCUUCUCAUUGCCUAUUAAGUAAAUGACUACUACUAAGCUUACCUGUAGUCAUUAAUCCCCAAAUUACCUGAAAGUCAUGACAACUGCCUUUCCUUUAAAAUUUAAUAUAUUAUCACCCUUUUAUAUUAUGUAUUGCCCUGCUUAAUGGAUUAUAUCUUGAAUAUUCAGGUACCUCCUUCCAUCACCUUCCAGUAUCAUGUUAAUUUGCUAUGGCUUUAAAAUUAACUUCAUCACUUACAAAAUUGUUUGGAACAUGCCUAAAAUACUAAAUAGCAUAUUUUCUUUGGUCCUGAAAUCUUUGCUCAGGCAAGUAAAUUGGUCACUUUUACAAGCCUGUGGAAUAAACUUUGCACUGCACAUAGAAGUUUUAUUCUUGUACAGUAUCUAGAUUUGUAUUCUUGUGAGUAAAAAUGUGCAUUUGUAAAUACUGGUUUUUUUAAGUUUGAAUCAAUUAAGUCUUAAAACUUUGGAGCUUAUUGAGCUUGUUGCCAGGUUAAGUCAUGACCUCACAUGCCUUACACUUUGAUUUUUUUUUUUUUAAUACCCAUUAAGAACAGUAAGCUUGCCUUAACUGUGAAUGGUUUAAAAGUCCAGUAUGUGUGCAUUUACAGCAAUUAUGCAAAUGACUAAAUUAGUUGAUAUGAAAAAUUACCUCCACCUGGUCCAUUUAACAGCACAUACCUUUGUAUAUGGUGUGAACUUUUAAAAAUUAUAGGUUAUUGUUCCAUUGUUUCAAUACUUAAAUGUAUAAUCUCACCUAUGCAGAAUUCUAGGCUGAAUUUAUGAGAAUACUGGGUGAAAAAAGAAAUUAUGUACAAUCUUUAUUAUCUUCAAAAUGGAUUUUUUGCACCGUCUCAAGAAUAUAUAUUUUUGGAACUUAUGUAACACUUGUUGACCCAAACUUUGGAAUUACCUUGCAUAUAAAGAAAUGAGGCUGAAUAAAAUGAAAAUUAAUCUUAAAUUUGCUGUUUUAAAGUUCUUGCAAUUUGUAGGAUUGUGAGGACU
Messenger RNA from Castor canadensis (American beaver), 7441 nucleotides. It is a transcript of the gene Dennd4c, whose product is annotated as DENN domain containing 4C. Gene Ontology annotation, molecular function: protein binding. NCBI's taxonomy places the organism in Eukaryota, Metazoa, Chordata, Mammalia, Rodentia, Castoridae. The record is from RefSeq and is a predicted model, not a curated record. Gene Ontology annotation, cellular component: cytoplasmic vesicle. Gene Ontology annotation, biological process: regulation of Rab protein signal transduction.